CCCUGUGACUGGCAUCAGAACAGCGCCAAGAACUGCCAAAAAAAACCGAACUUCAGCGGACGUGGAAGCAAUCUUUUGUUUCGCUAUGCUAAUUAGUAGUUAUUAGUUUAUUCAACCCAGCUCGGAUGGACGUUUGAGGGGAGUAUACCUUACACCAGGUGAGAAUAAGCAAGGUUCUUGAGAAAACCACGUUGCAGCGCUAGAUAAAGAGACAACCCAGCAAACACUGCAAAACACCUGAGCCAACAAUCCAAUAUCACCGAGGUGUUCUACCCACUUUAAUGGUCCACAUAGAGACCCUUAGAGCGGACACGUAGCCACGGAUUUCCGACAAAUAUGCGGCGACCCAAUCUCAAAUGGAUAGUGAAGGCCUCACUGCUGCUGUUGGUCUCGCUGACUCUCUUCAUACUGAUAACCAGCUGGAUCUCCUCCAGCCCGUACACCAACAAACCCGUCCAUCUUGGCGGCGUGGAACCUAUGCCUGAAAAGGCUGGCCUUUCCGGCGAUGUUCAGCCAAGGAUGCCAGCUCUUAGACAACCAGAGGCUAGGAAACCGCCGGAAGCCGACUUUGAAGAGGAGCCCGAGCUGCAAAAGGUCGAUGAGCCGGAACCGGACGAUCAGGAGGUCCACAACCCGCGACCGGCGAACGAUGAGCCGGAGCAGCAGCCCCAAGAGGAGCUGCAGAUGGCUCCGCCAGCGGAUACAUCGGUGAAGAAGGAUUGGCACGACUACACGGCCAUGGAAAAGGACGCGAAGCGAGUGGGUCUCGGAGAGAGGGGAAAGGCCGCCUCGCUGGACGAUGAAUCCCAGCGGGAUCUGGAGAAACAAAUGUCCCUGGAAAACGGAUUUAAUGCCCUGCUCUCGGAUUCCAUAUCGGUCAACCGUUCGCUGCCCGACAUCCGCCACCCUCUAUGUCGCAAGAAGGAGUAUGUGGCCAAGCUGCCCACUGUCAGUGUUAUCAUCAUUUUUUACAACGAGUACUUGAGCGUGCUGAUGCGCUCAGUUCACAGCCUGAUCAACCGCUCGCCGCCGGAGCUGCUCAAGGAAAUCAUUCUGGUGGACGACCACAGCGACCGAGCUUAUUUGGGUCACGAUCUGGAGGCCUACAUUGCGGAACACUUCAAGUGGGUCCGCGUGGUGAGAUUGCCAAGGCGCACGGGUUUGAUUGGAGCCCGAGCGGCUGGAGCUAGGAAUGCGACUGCCGAGGUGCUCAUCUUCCUGGACUCGCACGUGGAGGCCAACUACAACUGGCUGCCACCGCUGUUGGAACCCAUUGCCUUGAACAAGAGGACGGCGGUGUGUCCCUUUAUCGAUGUGAUUGAUCACUCCAACUUCAAUUAUCGUGCGCAAGAUGAGGGAGCCCGUGGAGCCUUCGAUUGGGAGUUCUUCUACAAGCGGUUGCCUCUGCUGGAGGAGGACCUUAAGCACCCAGCCGAUCCCUUCAAGAGUCCUGUAAUGGCUGGCGGCCUGUUUGCCAUAUCCUCGGAGUUCUUCUGGGAACUGGGCGGCUACGAUGAGGGUCUGGACAUCUGGGGCGGCGAGCAGUACGAGCUGAGCUUCAAGAUCUGGAUGUGCGGCGGCGAAAUGUACGAUGCACCCUGCUCUCGCAUUGGUCAUAUAUACCGAGGACCUCGCAACCAUCAGCCGAGUCCGAGGAAGGGCGACUAUCUGCAUAAGAACUACAAGAGGGUGGCGGAGGUUUGGAUGGACGAGUACAAGAACUACCUGUACAGCCACGGCGAUGGACUUUACGAGAGUGUGGAUCCCGGAGAUCUGACCGCGCAGAAGGCAAUCCGCACCAAGUUGAAGUGCAAGUCCUUCAAGUGGUUCAUGGAGGAGGUGGCCUUUGAUCUGAUGAAGACCUACCCGCCCAUAGAUCCGCCGGCAUACGCCCUGGGCGCCAUUCAGAAUGUGGGGAAUGCGAACCUUUGCCUGGACACCAUGGGCAGGAAGAAGCACAACAAAAUGGGCAUGUACGCGUGUGCCAACGACAUUAAGAUCCCGCAGAAAACACAAUUCUGGGAGCUGAGCUGGAAACGAGACUUGCGACUGCGGCGGAAGAAGGAGUGCCUUGACGUCCAGAUCUGGGAUGCCAAUGCGCCCGUGUGGCUGUGGGACUGUCACAACCAGGGUGGCAACCAGUACUGGUACUACGACUACCACAGGAAGUUGCUCAAGCACGGCACGGAGGGCAGGAGAUGCCUGGAGCUGCUGCCCUUCACGCACGAGGUGGUGGCCAACAAAUGCGACCCAAACAAUCGCUUCCAGCAAUGGAACUUCGGCACCUUCAACCAAACCGCACUGGACAACUACUCCCAAGACCUUGUCCUCAGCCUUUAACCGCUGCACAGCGAUAGUAUCACUUGCCAUGUACUUAAAAAGCUUCGAUGUAAAUAACUAGGCUAGAUAGGUUGUACGGCCAUUGGGCCAAUUUACAAUUUACCCCGACUCAAGCGCACAUUUCCAAUGCUAUAUUAGGGACUUUAAAUGCAUCUCUUAAAAUGGUGCAUCUCAAAGCAAUUCCGAAUGAUUUGUGACAUACUUUUGGAAUUUUGUUUGGUUUUAAACAAAAUUCUAAGUUAACAUAUUAUUAAUAACAAAUUUAUAGGGAGCGUAAGCCUUGAAAUUGUCGUAAGUUUUGUAUGACUUGUACUCCAAAAAGUUUGUUUUCAUUAAACUUAAAAAAAUAAUAUUGGGGUUCCUAACUUCACUGAGUUUGUUAACCCCCAAUGAUAGACCCAUUUUUGAACCGUAAAAGAAAAAAGCAGUUUGGCGAUUUUAA
Drosophila biarmipes is the source of this 2782-nucleotide messenger RNA. RefSeq names its product N-acetylgalactosaminyltransferase 6 (gene Pgant6). Gene Ontology annotation, cellular component: Golgi apparatus. NCBI's taxonomy places the organism in Eukaryota, Metazoa, Arthropoda, Insecta, Diptera, Drosophilidae. The coding region runs from base 337 to 2340 and encodes 667 amino acids. The transcript has 4 exons. The record is from RefSeq and is a predicted model, not a curated record.